This is a messenger RNA of Trichoderma harzianum CBS 226.95, 3909 nucleotides long. RefSeq lists its product as hypothetical. Gene Ontology annotation, biological process: regulation of intracellular pH; proton export across plasma membrane. The transcript is spliced from 4 exons. NCBI's taxonomy places the organism in Eukaryota, Fungi, Ascomycota, Sordariomycetes, Hypocreales, Hypocreaceae. Gene Ontology annotation, cellular component: plasma membrane. The record is from RefSeq and is a predicted model, not a curated record. Bases 1 to 3909 code for a protein of 1302 amino acids. Gene Ontology annotation, molecular function: ATP binding; ATP hydrolysis activity; P-type proton-exporting transporter activity.
AUGGCGGACGAUAAAGCCGUCGGCGCACCCGCGCUGGAUACAAAUAUCGAAUCGGGCAACUUCGACGAGAAGCGCGCUCAGCCUCCCACUGAGGCCGUCCCUCCCAAGAAGGAUGCUCCCGCUGAAGAGGAGGAAGAAGAUGAGGACAUUGAUGCCUUGAUUGAGGAUCUCGAGUCCGAGGAUGGCCACGCCUUCGAGGAAGAAGAGGAGGAGACCAACCCUGCCACUGGACGUAUCGUCCCCGAGGACAUGCUCCAAACUGACAGCCGUCUCGGUCUGACCGAGAGCGAGGUUGUCGCUCGCCGUCGCAAGUACGGUCUUAACCAGAUGAAGGAGGAGAAGGAGAACUUGGUUCUCAAGUUCCUUGGCUUCUUCAUCGGUCCCAUUCAGUUCGUCAUGGAGGCUGCUGCUGUUCUGGCUGCCGGUCUUCAGGACUGGGUCGAUUUCGGUGUCAUCUGUGGUCUUCUCAUGCUCAACGCCUGUGUUGGUUUCAUUCAGGAAUUCCAGGCUGGUUCCAUUGUCGAAGAACUCAAGAAGACUCUCGCUCUCAAGGCUGUCGUUCUCCGUGACGGUACUCUUAAGGAAAUUGAGGCUCCCGAAGUCGUCCCUGGUGAUAUUCUGCAGGUUGAGGAGGGUACCAUCAUUCCCGCUGAUGGUCGCAUCGUUACCGAGGGCGCUUUCCUCCAGGUUGAUCAGUCCGCCAUCACUGGUGAGUCUCUCGCCGUCGACAAGCACAAGGGCGACUCCUGCUAUGCUUCCUCUGCCGUCAAGCGUGGUGAGGCCUUCCUGGUCGUCACCGCCACUGGUGACAACACCUUCGUCGGUCGUGCCGCUGCUCUCGUUUCUCAGUCCGCCGGUGGCACUGGUCACUUCACUGAGGUUCUCAACGGCAUUGGUACGAUUCUGCUGGUCCUCGUCAUCCUGACCCUGCUCGUUGUCUGGAUUUCUUCCUUCUACCGCUCCAACGGCAUCGUCGACAUCCUGCGCUUCACCCUGGCCAUCACCAUUGUCGGUGUCCCUGUCGGUCUUCCCGCCGUCGUUACCACCACCAUGGCUGUCGGUGCCGCCUACCUCGCCAAGAAGCAGGCCAUCGUCCAGAAGCUCUCUGCCAUCGAGUCCCUUGCUGGUGUCGAGAUUCUCUGCUCUGACAAGACCGGUACUUUGACCAAGAACAAGCUCUCUCUCUCCGAGCCCUACACCGUCCAGGGCGUUGACCCCGAUGACCUGAUGCUUACUGCCUGCUUGGCCGCUUCCCGCAAGAAGAAGGGUAUCGAUGCCAUUGACAAGGCUUUCCUCAAGUCUCUCAAGUUCUACCCCCGUGCCAAGAGCGUCCUGUCCAAGUACAAGGUCAUUGACUUCCACCCCUUCGACCCCGUCUCCAAGAAGGUUACCGCUGUUGUCGAGUCCCCCCAGGGCGAGCGCAUCACCUGUGUCAAGGGUGCACCUCUUUUCGUUCUCAAGACCGUCGAGGAGGACCACCCCAUCCCCGAGGACAUUGACAAGGCCUACAAGAACUGCGUCGCCGAGUUUGCUACCCGUGGUUUCCGUUCCCUCGGUGUUGCCCGCAAGCGUGGUGAGGGUGCUUGGGAGAUUCUUGGAAUUAUGCCCUGCUCCGACCCCCCUCGUCACGACACUGCCCGCACUAUCAACGAAGCCAAGAACCUCGGUCUGUCCAUCAAGAUGUUGACUGGUGAUGCCGUCGGUAUCGCUCGUGAGACUUCUCGCCAGCUCGGUCUCGGAACCAACGUCUACAACGCUGAGCGUCUCGGUCUCGGUGGUGGUGGUGACAUGCCUGGCUCUGAGGUUUACGAUUUCGUCGAGGCUGCCGAUGGUUUCGCUGAAGUUUUCCCCCAGCACAAGUACUCUGUCGUCGAGAUUCUCCAGCAGCGUGGCUACCUCGUUGCCAUGACUGGUGACGGUGUCAACGAUGCCCCCUCCCUGAAGAAGGCCGAUACUGGUAUUGCUGUCGAGGGUGCUUCCGAUGCUGCCCGUUCCGCCGCCGAUAUCGUUUUCCUUGCCCCCGGUCUCGGUGCCAUCAUUGACGCUCUCAAGACUUCUCGCCAGAUCUUCCACCGCAUGUACGCCUACGUCGUCUACCGUAUCGCCCUGUCUCUGCACAUGGAGAUCUUCCUUGGUCUCUGGAUCGCCAUCCUCAACCGUUCCCUGAACAUUGAGCUGGUCGUCUUCAUUGCCAUUUUCGCUGAUAUCGCCACCCUGGCCAUUGCCUACGAUAACGCCCCUUACUCCCAGACUCCCGUCAAGUGGAACCUUCCCAAGCUCUGGGGUAUGUCCGUUCUCCUCGGAACCGUCCUCGCCAUCGGUACCUGGAUUGCCCUCACCACCAUGUACGCUGGUGGCAAGAACGGUGGUAUCGUCCAGAACUUCGGUAACAUCGACGAGGUCAUCUUCCUUGAGAUCUCCCUCACUGAGAACUGGCUGAUCUUCAUCACCCGUGCCAACGGUCCUUUCUGGUCUUCCAUUCCUUCUUGGCAGCUCAGCGGUGCCAUCCUGGUUGUCGACAUCAUUGCCACCCUCUUCUGUAUCUUUGGUUGGUUCAUCGGCGAGCAGACCAGCAUUGUCGCUGUUGUUCGUAUCUGGAUUUUCUCCUUCGGUAUCUUCGCCAUCAUGGGUGGUCUCUACUACUUCCUCCAGGGAAGCACUGGUUUCGACAACCUCAUGCACGGCAAGUCUCCCAAGCAGAACCAGAAGCAGCGAUCAUUGGAAGAUUUUGAUGCGGAGAGGCGGAGAUAUUUCGCCAUAGAAAAUUCUCACACCGCGCCAGCUUCGGCGGAAUGGUCCUCUGCCUCCGUUAAGCGCCGCAGGCUCGAGACGCAAGCCGCCGAGGAAGCAGCCCAGCAGGAAGAGCUCAUCGAGAACCAUGUUAAGCGCAGUGUCUUGACUAAUGAUGUUGCUACCUCUGGACUGCUUGCCCGCGAGCUGGGCGCCUCGAGACCCGCGGGGAUGCUUGAGAAUGAGGAAGUUGCUGCUACUCUGUGGGCUCAGGGGGUGACUGACAAGGGCAGCGUUGCCUUUGGGCUCAGUCUGCAUUAUGAGACUCAUCCUCAUAUGCCGUGUUUUUACGUCAGUGGCAAGGAGUGUGUUGAUAGCUACCGUAAUAUCAUGUAUGACUUUUCGCGCAGUCGAAGCUGGGGCGUCAACCAGAGCACGCCUGCCCCUGCCUCUUCCGACCUCCUCUGCGUUGUGGGCACCAGCAGGGGGAUCCAGCGUAUUCAUCUCGAUGAAACUCCUAGCUGGAUCACUCAAAUUCGAAUGGAGAGCCCGCCGGACUACGGCGUUGAUGCCAAGAUUGAUUACCCUGGUCGCAAGCACCAUAUCGGCCCUCAAGAGAUCUUUUCUCAAGACUUCCAGGUUGGCAAUCACAACAUCUUGUUUGCUGGUGGCCGGCAGCCUCGCCUCUGGGUUACUGACCUUAGAGCGCCCACUGCCGGAUGGAACUUCGUUAAGCACGGCUCGUCCAUUGCGCACGUCCGCAGCAUUAACCCCCAUCAAGUCCUGGUCGCCGGUCUGCGGAACCGCAUGUCCGUGUACGACAUGCGCUUCAUCCAAGCCAACAGGAAUGGUUACCGCGAGCGAGCCACUUCUUCCCCAAUUCUCGAGUUCCCAGACUACAAGAACGAGCCCUACUUCAACUUUGGCUGGGACGUAUCCACGGAGCUCAACCUCGUGGCCUCGGCGCAGGACAACGGCACCAUCAAACUCUUCUCCCUGAGCUCUGGGUGCGUUUUGCCUUCGGGACAAGCCUUGGAGAGCUUUCGCACGGACGAUCCCGUCAAGGCAAUGAUGUUCCAGACUUUGCCGGGAGAGAAUUCGCCGAGCUUGUAUGUGGCCAAGGGUCCGUUUUUGAAGAAAUUUGGUUGUGCGCCAAGCGACCUUUCUGACGAGGAAUGA